Lineus longissimus is the source of this 1890-nucleotide messenger RNA. Its product is annotated as UPF0764 protein C16orf89 homolog. Gene Ontology annotation, cellular component: cytosol; membrane. NCBI's taxonomy places the organism in Eukaryota, Metazoa, Nemertea, Pilidiophora, Heteronemertea, Lineidae. The transcript has 7 exons. The record is from RefSeq and is a predicted model, not a curated record. Bases 141 to 1181 code for a protein of 346 amino acids.
CAUGUAUAUCAACGAAAAUCGGGCCCCCACAAAAUGAAAUCCGAUUUCAUUAUCAGUGUAACUAGUUACAUUGAACUGUUUGAUUGUAUAUCGGGGAAAGGGACAAGUGUUCGGACAGCUGUUCUUUGCGGUGGCUAGCCAUGUUGGUAAAGUUACUGUGCCUGGCUUGUCUCUUGGUGACCUGCGCUCCCACAAAGUUUGACCGAGGUGCAAUAAAAGAUGUCCUUCACGCCAUUCAGAAAGUUCUUGACUUCUUCCAAAGUGACGCCAAGGAUAUCAACGUAGACGGACUCUUUGGAAUACGCGUGGCUCAAGGUCAACUUGCUGACAUCUUACAAAAUGCCCUCCUUGGUUCUGUCUCGCUUCCGCUUAUGCUCCGAGUUGAAGUGACGUCGCUUGUUGCUGAGAUGGAGCGAAUCAGCGACUUGGUCAUACAGAACCUCGGCGACACGGACUAUUUCAAACAAUUCGACCCCAUCCUCGGCAAAGCGUGGAACUCCAGUUAUAGCAUCCGACAUGUUGCGCUAGACAGUGUACCCCAGUUUGUGCCCGAGGUACUGAAGAAGCUGGUCCAUAACUACGACGAACCACGCGGUGACCGAUGUUUCAUGGAUAUGUUUGGCAGAGCGAGGUUUCCAAAAAGCCAAAGACCAGUGCCUAAGUGUACGAUACGUCCAGGAUGCCAGCAAUACCUUCUCGAAGGGACGACAAAUGGUUAUCACCUGACACACCAGCUUCUUUAUCUAAACUGUGGAAUGCAGAAUUGUACGAAAAAAAUCGAGCGUCUUACUGGUAAUUCUUUAGAGGUUCUUUUGCGAGAGAGAUGUACGAGGGCCUAUGGCGAGGCAGUCACGCUGGUCGAUUCUGGAAUCCCUCACUCCCUAAGGGAUUACUUUAUGGAAGAUGUGACAGUUUGUGGAAUCCUCGGUUUCCAAGAAUUCUUCCGGCCUGAUUGGUUGCGUCUCAUCAUAUCCUUCCAAUCGCCCUCGGGAUGUUUUGCCGAACAAGAAACCAGAAAAAAGCGGCAUGUAGGGUUCUUUGGAUCAAAUGCAGGAAUGCGGAAGCUGCUGGUUGAAAGGCUUAUGCGAGGUCAUUGCCUUUCUCACGCCUCUGGUCUUGGUUUGUCCAGUUUGGGCGUAUACGCCCGCCACCUAUUAGAGACCUUCCACAUCCGGCAAUAGUGAUCCUUUGAAUUUGCUCAAACUUUUCCUUUAGAAUAAUAUCGAACAUGAAAGUAUAGGGUGUAUCAACUUGAUACUUCAUAUAUCAGAUUUACGACAUUACAGUUAAAAUGCCCGCAGCAGUCAGUAGUCGAGAGGUAAGAUCUUGAUCCGGGAACGAGAACGAGAUUGAGGUUGCAUCAAUGCAUGUUGUUAGGAUUGCAAUGAAACUGUCUCUCUUUAUUGUUUGGCGGCCUGGAACAGUAAUACGAAACAAUCAAAUUGACAUGAAGUCGUCAAUCGGAGAAAAUAGUCAUCAAUAUCGAAACCUCUCCACUAACCCACCAUCAUCGCUCUCGCCAAUGCGGAAUCAUUACUGGUAAGGCCAAAUUCAGGACGGCAAUGUUGGGUUGUCAUGUUGAUACGACCCUGUAUGGUGCCUUCUCUAUUCUCUACCAACAACAGUAUUGUAUACAGCAGACAAGCAUAUUCUUUUGUACUAAAUACACAUUAUGAGUAAUUCCUCAUCAACAGUCUGCAUGUGGUUGAUCAAUUCAGCUGUAGAAAUCGUGAAUACAGACACGAAAUUCCUGUUGCCCCGCGGGGCGUAAAUCGUUAUAGAUUUGAGAUAUGCCCGAAUACAAAAAUGAGAAGUGAGUAUUGAGUCGGAACUGGAAAACACAUUGUAUGUAUUUUAGAGAUGAAAUAUAUUAUUUUUCUGCUAAGAGAA